Molecule: messenger RNA, 3051 nt
Organism: Notolabrus celidotus (New Zealand spotty)
Lineage: Eukaryota; Metazoa; Chordata; Actinopteri; Labriformes; Labridae
Product: golgin subfamily A member 6-like protein 1
Exons: 1
Coding region: 230-2866 (878 amino acids)
Source: RefSeq, a predicted model, not a curated record
UGCUGAAGCUCCACCUUUAAAAAAGAUCAAUGCAUGAUGGGAGUGCAUGCACAGUUGUGAUGUCAUAGUCACAUUAUGACAGGCAAAGAUCAAAGGACAUUUAAUUCUUCUGUCUCUUAUAAACCAAUGCUAACCUGCAGUGGACAAACACUGGUUUGUAUUAAUAGUAUAACAUCUUUCAUUGUGUUAUCUUUUAGUUAUUUAGCAGUAACUUUGCCCAUCAACAAAUAUGUCUCAAAGUAACUCUCAUUCCACUAAUUCACCAAUGUUGGAGGACUCUCGCCAUCUCAUUGCUGCAGAGCAGAGAGGACCUCCUGAGCUUGAGAACCGUCAGCAGCAUAUUUCUUGUCGGAGAGUGAGGAGAGGACAGCCUGAGCAACACAUGACGGAGCAUGCAGAGAUCAGGUCCCUACAGUCGAAGGUAAGACAUAUGAAGGCCAAGGAGACCCUCCGGAAAAUAAAAGUAAAAACGUUCAGAGAGGAACAGCUGAGGUUGACUGCCUUGAAGACCUGCCUUACUGAACAGGUGAUCCUUAUCAUGGAGCUGCAUACUAAAGAGGCUGAGGAAAAGAAGGAGAUCCAGUCACAAUUGGAAGAAACAGUGUUGAGAGAAACUCGAGUGACGGAUGAGAACAUACGGCUGGAGGCGUUACUUCACUCAGAAUUAGAAAAUAAGGAGACUGAGAUUACCAGGCUUCAGAAAAUUGUCUGUGAGCUGCAGGAAAAUGAGAAGAUCGAAAAUGAGAAGGUGGCAUGUCUGGAAACUAAAUUAGAAGAAAAACAGACAGAGAAUGAAAGUCUGCAGGGAGGCAUGCUCGACUUACAGGAACAAAAUAAGAGCCUUAGAGACUGCCUCAUUGCUAAACAGGAACAACUUCAGCAUCUGGAGGAACAAUUUCACACAAAGACUGAGCAGCUGACUGAAGACUUGCAGCUUAAUCAGGAAAAUGAGAGGGCUUUGAACAAGCAGGUGACCAGCCUUCAGUCAGCCAAUGAUGAAUACCAAGCAGAGGUUCAGCAGCUGAAAGCUGCAUUGUGUGACAGUGAGCAACGUAUUGAGGAUCAGAGAGGCUGCAGUGAUAAAGUGGCUGAACUUGAAGAACUGAAUGAGAAGAUUCAACUUGAAAAUGAAAACCUUUCAGUGAGAGUCCGUGAGCUGCAGGAAAAUGAGGAGGUGGUAUGUCUUAGAGCUGAAUUAGAGGAAAGACAGGCACAUAAUGAAAGUCUGCAGGCAGAAGUUCGGAGAAUCUAUGAGUUAACAUACGAUGAUAUGAGAGAUAAGGAAAGAAGUCUACAGGAGUUGGUCAGUGAGAAUGCUGAGGCUAAGGAGGACCUGGCUCAGCUCUCAAAACUCUUGUCUGAUGAAAAGACGAUCCUGGAAGAAAGAAACGCUUACAUAAGGAACCUAGAAGAGGACAAGUUGUUUCUAAACAACAAGAACCAAUGUAUGACUGAGGAGCUUGAAUCCCUUCAAUCUAAGAAUACAGUUCUCCAGGAAGCAGUGCAUGCAAUGAGGAGUGAACUGCAAGAAGAAGAGGAGAUCAACAGGACUGACAUGAUACAGAAUCAGAUGCAGGCUGAAUCUUUUAAUGAAGAGAUGCAGAGAGAGAUCCAUCAGUUAAAGUAUGCACUACAAAAGAAAAAGGAGUGGGAAGAAGUUCUGGAAGGAAAUAAUAACGACCUAGUAGAGAAGCUGGCAGAACAAGAGUCUCUGACCAAGAAACAAAGGGAACGUAUUGAUAACUUGAAUUCUAAAAUACAUACCCAAGAGUUGGAACUGGACGAAGCUGAUCUGACAAUCAGUGCGCAAAAUGAGAGUGUCGCAAAGCUAAACAAUGAAAUUGUCAAUAAGCAGGACAUGGCAGACAAUCUGCACGCUCACAACACCAAUCUGAAACAAAGACUGAAUGAGCUUGAAGAACAGCUAGAGGCGAAGCAGGAGGAGGAGAUUCUAGCUGGCAUAAAUUUCGCAGAGGAAUGCAAGCAGGCUGAAAAUGCAGAACAUCUUAACUGGCCACAGGAGGAGGAGACGGACCAAAGCCCCCUUGAGACUACACCAGCUGCUGAAGUUCAGGAAGCAGUGCAUGCAAUGAGGAGUGAACUGCAAGAAGAAGAGGAGAUCAACAGGACUGACAUGUUACAGAAUCAGAUGCAGGCUGAAUCUUUUAAUGAAGAGAUGCAGAGAGAGAUCCAUCAAUUAAGGCAUGCACUACAAAAGACAAAGGAGUGGGAAGAAGUUCUGGAAGGAAAUAAUAACGACCUAGUAGAGAAGCUGGCAGAACAAGAGUCUCUGACCAAGAAACAAAGGGAACGUAUUGAUAACUUGAAUUCUAAAAUACAUACCCAAGAGUUGGAACUGGAUCAAGCUGAUCUGACAAUCAGUGCGCACAAUGAGAGUGUCGCAAAGCUAAACAAUGAAAUUGUCAAUAAGCAGGAAAUCGCAGACAAUCUGCACGCUCACAACACCGAUCUGAAACAAAGACUGAACGAGCUUGAAGAACAGCUAGAGGCGAAGCAGGAGGAGGAGAUUCUAGCUGGCAUAACUUUCACAGAGGAAUGCAAGCAGGCUGAAAAUGCAGAACAUCUGAACCGGCUACAGGAGGAGGAGACGGACCAAAGCCCCCUUGAGACCACACCAGCUGCUGAGGUUCCGAAGACAAGUUCGUGGAGACGCUGUUUUAGAGGCCUACUGAAAGCUGGGAUGUAUGUUGGAGUUGCCUCUGCAUGUACACUUGCUUUAGUGGGUAUUUUGUCCAGUGGAUUGGUUGUUCACAUUAAUUCAAACCCGUACUGUAGCCCGCUGGAUUUCCUCCCCUCCGUGUUGGAACAAUACGUCACCAUAAACAACGCAGGAUGCCCCUUCUAAACAGACAAACUGCUUCCACCUGAGACACAGUUUCCAAUGUCCCCCCCGUCAAAAUGCAAAUUUGGGUUUACCCCAGGAACUCUGGUUUCUCCCAAAAAAACACAAGGUAGUUAGGUAUGAAUGAGAUUAUGUAUGUAUAUAUAUAUAAAUGUAUUAUAAAUACAUAUAUUGCAAAUAAAUGUAUG